CAACCUCCUCCUCUUCUUCUUCUUCGAGGUAGAAGAGAGCAUUGAGCUCGACCACGGUCGGAGUACAACAUGGCGGGGGGAGGCUUGGCAGUGGCGGCGCCGGGGGCGAGCCAGUUCGAGGCAAAGAUAACGCCUAUCGUCAUCAUCUCCUGCAUAAUGGCCGCGACCGGCGGCCUCAUGUUCGGCUACGACGUCGGGGUUUCAGGCGGAGUCACGUCGAUGCCCCAUUUCUUGAAGAAGUUCUUCCCGGUGGUGUACCGGAAAACCCAACAGCCGGGGCUCGACAGCAACUACUGCAAGUACGACAACCAGGGCCUCCAGCUGUUCACCUCGUCGCUGUACCUCGCCGGGCUGACGGCCACCUUCUUCGCGUCCUACACGACGAGGCGGCUCGGGAGGCGGCUCACCAUGCUCAUCGCCGGGAUCUUCUUCAUCCUCGGGGUCACGUUCAACACCGCCGCCCAGGACCUGGCCAUGCUCAUCGUCGGGCGGAUCUUGCUCGGCUGCGGCGUCGGCUUCGCCAAUCAGGCGGUACCACUGUUUCUGUCGGAGAUCGCGCCGACGAGGAUCCGAGGAGGGCUCAACAUACUGUUCCAGCUCAACGUCACCAUCGGCAUCCUCUUCGCAAAUCUAGUCAACUACGGCACUAACAAGAUCAAAGGGGGAUGGGGUUGGAGGCUGUCCCUGGGGCUAGCGGGCAUCCCGGCCGGUCUUCUGACCAUAGGGGCUCUCAUGGUGGUCGACACGCCCAACAGCCUCAUCGAGCGCGGCCGCCAUGAGGAAGGCAAAGCGGUCCUCCAGAAGAUACGAGGGAUCGACAAUGUCGAGCCCGAGUACUUGGAGCUCGUCGAGGCGAGCCGUGUCGCCAAAGAAGUGAAGCACCCGUUCCGGAACCUCCUCAAGAGGAGAAACAGGCCUCAGCUAGUCAUUGCCAUGUCCUUGCAGCUUUUCCAACAAUGCACCGGCAUCAAUGCCAUCAUGUUCUACGCGCCGGUCCUCUUCAACACGGUGGGAUUCGGGGGCGACGCGUCGCUCUACUCGGCCGUCAUAGUCGGGGCUGUCAAUGUCCUAUCCACUUGCGUGUCCAUUUAUUCAGUCGACAAGGUCGGUCGCCGGAUGCUCUUGCUAGAGGCUGGCGUGCAAAUGUUCCUGUCCCAGACUGCGAUCGCCAUUAUACUCGGAAUCAAAGUCAAGGACCACUCGGAGAAUCUCAGUCACAGCUUCUCCAUCUUUGUGGUCAUCCUGGUCUGCACGUUCAUCUCGGCUUUCGCGUGGUCAUGGGGCCCCCUCGGGUGGCUGAUCCCGAGCGAGACCUUCCCCCUGGAGACGCGCUCGGCGGGGCAGAGCGUGACGGUCUGCGUCAACUUGCUCUUCACCUUCGUGAUCGCGCAGGCCUUCCUCUCGAUGCUGUGCCACUUCAAGUUCGGCAUCUUCCUCUUCUUCUCCGGGUGGGUGUUGAUCAUGUCGCUGUUCGUCCUGCUUCUGGUCCCGGAGACAAAGAACGUCCCCAUCGAGGAGAUGACCGAGAAAGUGUGGAUGCAGCAUUGGUUCUGGAAACGGUUCAUGGACGACAAAAUUCCAGUAAAGAACGGUAACGGCGCCUCCCUGAAUGGACACAACAAUGGACUAUAAAUCGCCUUCGCAGUUGUAAAUCUAUAGUAUUCGUCGAGAUAUACUGACGAUACAUAAGCUAGUAUGAAGUUUUCUAGGUGACUAUCUUUAUUGUAUUGAUAUGCAGAGUUUGCUUUCACUUAUACACGUCCUUGUUGUUGAGUGA
Molecule: messenger RNA, 1777 nt
Organism: Rhodamnia argentea
Lineage: Eukaryota; Viridiplantae; Streptophyta; Magnoliopsida; Myrtales; Myrtaceae
Product: sugar transport protein 13-like
Exons: 6
Coding region: 70-1632 (520 amino acids)
Biological process (GO): monosaccharide transmembrane transport
Cellular component (GO): membrane
Molecular function (GO): monosaccharide transmembrane transporter activity
Source: RefSeq, a predicted model, not a curated record